Clavispora lusitaniae ATCC 42720 is the source of this 2067-nucleotide messenger RNA. RefSeq lists its product as uncharacterized. NCBI's taxonomy places the organism in Eukaryota, Fungi, Ascomycota, Pichiomycetes, Serinales, Metschnikowiaceae. The record is from RefSeq and is a predicted model, not a curated record.
AUGCGAUUUGCUGGCUGCUCGAGGAGGUUUUUCUCCGGCUCGGCAAGAAAGCAUCUCCAUCUUCUCAACACAUCCGCGCGGCCGAGAAUGUCUCUCCGGCAAAGCUUGAACUUUUUCGAUUCUCCCGAGCUGAAGAUGUUUCUCCAGUUUUUGAAAAGCCCUAGCCACUUGAUCUUUGUGGCUUCCAACGUGGCCAUCUUGGCGCAUUUGCAGUUCUACAGCACUGUGCGCAAAAAGCAGCGCAUCGAAGAGUUCCUUUUGCAGAUGGAGGAGCUUGAAAAUUACAUUGACUUGAUCAACGACCUAGACGCCGAAAACGAAGAGAUACAGCGCCAAAUCGCCUCUUUGAAGCGUCUUCAAAACCGGGAGCUGCUGCCGGCGCCUUUCUCUGAGAAUAGCAGGCAGACGAAUAGCGAACCUAGCAUUCUUGCCCAAAAGAACGAUGUGUCUUUAGCGACACAAAUCCAGCAUUCUCGGCAGUUUUUAAAGCAACGGCAGGUUUAUGUAUCUACAUUUUCCCAGCCCGAGAACAUAGCACGGCUAUUUCCCCAGUCGGAUAGUCGUGUCGAGGAACACGAAGAGCAUCCUGGUAAGCUCGCCUACUCCUCUAGCAUUCAAAGCUCACUUAUGGCCUUGUCGAACCAGUUGGUCAAGUCUUUCUUGGUGGAGCUCAAUUUGCGCCACAGCUUCCACGACUUUGAGUUGGAGCAAGCGCUCUCAGACGAUUCUUUUUUACUACAUCACGACUUGUUUGCAUUAAUGAAGAACGACGAGGAAAAGAAGGAGCUUAUAGCAAAGCUUUUGGCUCUCAGGUCCGAGAGUCAAGGACUGGCAAGAAAUUUCUUGGAAAAAUUGAGUCCUGAUGCGGUUGCGGAGAUGCUGGACAACUUCAAGCAUUCGGAUGCAUUCAAGAGCAAAGAGCUGAGAAGGUACGAUUUUUACCACUACAAAUCGGGCCAUUACCUCAAUUAUGAAAACUCCGACACCGUGAGUUCCAUUCAAGCGUUUCUGCUGCCCCAGUUUCUUACCAAUACUGUAAGCAGCAGUGAAUAUAUUCGUCGCUUUGAACAAAUUUUUGCAUCAUACGAAACUUCCAAUGCGCCUUUCAAGCACAUGGCGCUUGCCCUUGAGUUGGCGCAGGCCCUUUCCUCUGGAGGCCUGUCAAUACCCACCUACUCGGUUUUCCGCUAUCUUUUGGACCACUUGGGGAACGCCGGCUUGUACAACUACCAGUCAUUGGUGUACGACAUUCUUCCUUCGUUUGACAUGCGCCAAACUGCAUUGGCAGACUCACUGAAGUCUCUGGAAUUUGCCUCCAGAAACGCAUCGCAUUUUGCCCAUCUAAUCGAGGAAGACCCAGACUUUUUGGGCAGCUUGAUUGCCUACCAAGUUCCACGGAAAGAUGUGGCUGCCUUCAGACAGCUCCUCAAGUACCUCCAAGUCAUGCCAACGCAAAAUAAGCUUCAUGCGUCUCUCAUACCAGCAUUCAUGAAAAGUCAUGCGGAGGAGCAGGAUUUGCGCUCGCUGGAGGAGAUUCUUUUGCCUCAGGACAAGACCCCCCGCUACAUUAGCCUCGCUACUAUGGCCAGUGCAUUCAAAGCGUGUGUGGAGCUCAAACAAUACUCCCUAUUAGACACUUUGAUCAACAAAUUGGUGUACAAUCUGAUUGAAACACCAGAGGGCACGAAAAUACUUCUUAGCGAAUCGGGCCGUUCCCAUACGGCAGAGUUCGAGUGCCAGGAUAUUUUCUCUGAGCCCAUUCUUCUCCUGUUGGGCCGGGCCUAUAUGGAAACAAAAGAUGCAGCACGAGCGAAAUGGCUUCUUCCGCAUCUCAACCAUUUUACGAGUCGCAAGCUGAGCGCCCCGCUUCUAGAGAUGGAACGCAACCUUGUGGAGAUGUCUGCUGAUCAUAGAAGAGCGAAGACAGUUUUCGAAAAGCGAGUGGGAAAAAAGCCUGAGCCCGUGAGAAGACCAGAACGAAGACUCAAUCCAGAAAACAUGCGCACCAGCGCUACAAAGUACGAGACAGAGGCACACGCCCGCCCGUCUGUUUCUGUCAUGGCAUAG